This is a messenger RNA of Monodelphis domestica (gray short-tailed opossum), 807 nucleotides long. Lineage: Eukaryota; Metazoa; Chordata; Mammalia; Didelphimorphia; Didelphidae. The record is from RefSeq and is a predicted model, not a curated record.
CCUUACUGAACCCUCUCUACUGACACUAUGGGUUGCUGUGGCUGUGGUGGCUGUGGUGGCGGCUGCGGAGGCUGCGGAGGCUGCGGAGGCUGCGGAGGCUGCGGUGGCUGCGGUGGCUGCGGUGGCUGCGGUGGCUGCAGUGGCUGCGGUGGUUGUGGUGGCUGUGGUGGCUGCGGUGGCUGUUGUACCACAUGUACCUGCCGCCGAGUGGGCUGCUGCUCUGCCUGCUGCCCCUGCUGCUGUGGCUGCUGUGGGGGCUGCUGCAGCCCCACAGUUGUCUGCUGCCGCCGCACCUGCUGCUGUGGCUCCUGUGGCUGUGGCUGUGGCAAGGGCUGUGGCUGUGGCAAGGGCUGCUGCCAACAGAAAUGCUGCCAACAGAGCUGCUGCUGUAAGAAGCAAUGCUGCUGCUAAAAGGGAACAAGCAGAGCAGGAUUUCUGAGAAUGAUCUGUGAGGGACUUGCACAGCAUGAAGGUAAGACUUUCUUCUGCCUUGGUUUUUCUGCUUCUUUCUGACUGGUAAGCCAUCUUUGGGUUGUAGUAGGGGUGAGUAUCUUGCAGUAUGUGGUUGCUGUAGUUGUGCCUCAAUAACUCCCAGCAUCACACAGGUGCUUUAAUUCAGAAAGUGCCCAUUUCCAUGAAGAGGCCUUCCAAAAAAGGCCUCAUUCAAUUUUCUGCAAUUUCAUUCAUAUCAUUGGGUCAACAAUGGAUUCAUGAUUUUUAGCAUUUUUUAUUAUUGAAAUGUCUACUCUCUUAUAAAUGCCCGUGUUCACAUUUCUGUUUGAACAUUCACUGCUUUUUCUUCCAUUU